AUGGCGAAAGGUUCUGACCCUAAUGCCAAACGGCAGUUGAGGCGACGGACGGUGAACUAUGGAGAUGACGAUUCGUACUUUCGGUUUGACGAUAUAAAUCCCUACGUGUUGUACAACCUUCCCAUCAAAGUGUCUAGAUCUUUCAAAAACAUCGAGGCUUCUAAAGAGAUCAAUGCUCCACAAAAAUCCACUCACGCGCCUACAGUGCUUUUCAAGCCCUCCACAGACUCCAUUAUGCCGAGAAAAACGACAAUGAGGGAGGAUCCACUCAGUGACGACAAGUACUUGCCAUUCCACCGAGUUAUGACCAAAAGAGAAACCAGCAUGAAUAAUUUGGACAAAAGCAAGAUAUUGUCUGAAAUGGACGGCUUACAGACCCAGAAAAGCCAGCUUUUGAACAACAACUGGGCGUCUGUUCUUCCAACCAUCACUCGAAUCAAUGACCCGGGGGACGAGAACGAGCUUAUAGAGAAGAGAAAGCUCACUGUUGCCGAAAUUGAUAGAAGACUACAAAAGUUUCAGACGUGGAAAAGACGUCAAGAGGAGUUGAAACAAGAAAUCAAGCAUUAUAAACAUGGCUUGCCCCGUGAUUCUGAAGACAAGGAGUAUAACAUACCACUCUCAGAGUUAAAGGCAAGACGAAAGAAAGAACGUUUGGAAACUUAUGGUGGAGUUAUCAAGUUAGCAUUGAACAAUGGCUACUCUUUGAUUAUCGACCCGUUUGCACCUCCCAAGCUCAUUGAAGAAGAGGAGUAUGUACCACCGGCAAAAGACGAUGUACCUUCAAGUUCACCUGAAUAUGAAGAAAAAGGCCGUAGUAGGAGAAAAGUCGCCAAAAGGUCAGAAAAGGGUGGAGAAGAAACCGAAAUUGAAGAACAAAGGUAA
This is a messenger RNA of Yamadazyma tenuis ATCC 10573, 885 nucleotides long. The record is from RefSeq and is a predicted model, not a curated record. Lineage: Eukaryota; Fungi; Ascomycota; Pichiomycetes; Serinales; Debaryomycetaceae.